AUGGCACUUGCAGUCCUAUUGGCGACGUUUGCUCAACUUGCGAACGCCGUCCCAGGUAGUGCAUGGAGGAAUGAUUUUUGUUCCGAGUUCCAAAAAGUCCAAGCCGGAACAUUGCAAAUUGAGAAAGCCCUCGUCGGAAAGCAUCUUACGUUUGUCGUCCCCGUCUUCGACAUGACUGACCCGACUUCAAGCCACUGGAAUGAUGGAGAGCCGGUGGGAACUCCAGAAAAUGGGAUGGUCAUCACUGACAAGGUGCAUGGCUUCCACGCAUCGGUAUUGAAAGCAGUGUCGGCCGUCGCUAACUUCACGUACACCAUUCGCCUCAACACGGUUGAGGCUGCUUCAACCACCGACUGGCUGUUGCAAGAGUCUCCGAACUAUGAUGCCGUCCUAGGCUCGUGGACGGACAGCCUUGUACGCCGUGAAGCUGGUUUCCUGCAGCCAUACCCCCUCGUCGAAAAGGAUUUGAACAUGAUUGUGCGAAGGCAGAUUAACAACCCAUCGGUGUGGAAAGUCAUGUUCACCUUCAUGAAGCCCUUCUCAGCAAGCUUAUGGAUAAUGCUAUUCGUGUGCUCCCUAGUGACAGCUGUGUUUAUGUGGUUUUUUGAGACGUCCCGCGUCUCCAUUGAGGAGGGGGCGGAAGUUGAAGUGUCAACUGCUCCAGAAGGUGCGCUGAAGUCGGUGUG
This is a messenger RNA of Symbiodinium necroappetens, 686 nucleotides long. The record is from the annotation of a GenBank genome assembly. NCBI's taxonomy places the organism in Eukaryota, Dinophyceae, Suessiales, Symbiodiniaceae.